AUGGAGUCUCCGGCGGCGACACCGGAGUCGAUCUUUCUAGAAGACUUCGGUCAAAAGGUUGACCUGACGCGGCGAAUCCGGGAGGUUUUAGUGAACUAUCCCGAGGGGACGACGGUGCUCAAAGAGCUCAUUCAGAACGCUGACGAUGCCGGCGCCACCACCGUCCGACUCUGCCUCGACCGCAGGCUUCAUGGUACCGACUCCCUUCUAUCGGAGACCCUGGCGCCGUGGCAGGGGCCCGCGCUCUUGGCUUACAACGACGCCGUCUUCACGGAGGAAGACUUUGUUAGUAUUUCGAGGAUCGGCGGCAGUAGCAAGCAUGGCCAGGCCUCAAAAACCGGCCGAUUCGGGGUUGGAUUCAACUCCGUGUACCAUUUAACUGAUUUGCCGUCGUUUGUGAGCGGGAAGUAUGUGGUAUUGUUUGACCCCCAAGGCAUUUUUCUUCCAAAGGUUUCUGCAUCCAAUCCCGGGAAGCGAAUUGACUAUGUUUCUUCUUCAGCCAUCUCUGUGUACAAAGACCAGUUCUUUCCUUACUGUGCUUUCGGUUGCGACAUGAAAACACAAUUUGCUGGAACUCUAUUCCGUUUCCCUCUGAGGAAUGCAGAGCAGGCAGCAACCAGCAAGCUUUCCAGGCAAGAGUAUACCCAAGACGACCUUUCUUCCUUGUUUCUUCAGCUCUAUGAGGAAGGAGUUUUCACGUUACUUUUCCUAAAAAAUGUCUUGCGUAUUGAAAUGUAUGUGUGGGACGCCUGGGACAGUGAGCCCAGGAAGCUUUAUUCCUGCUCUGUUGGUUCCGCCAGUGAUGAUAUUGUUUGGCAUCGUCAAGCUGCGUUGAGAUUUCCCAAGUCAGUAAACUCUACGGAGAGUCAGGUGGACUGCUAUACAGUGGACUUCUUAAGUGAGUCCACAAUUGGGACCCAAUCUGAGAAGAAGACAGAUAGUUUUUAUCUAGUUCAGACACUGGCAUCCGCAUCCAGUAGGAUUGGUUCCUUCGCAGCUACUGCGUCUAAGGAAUAUGAUAUUCACUUGCUGCCAUGGGCAUCAGUUGCAGCUUGCAUAUCCGAUAAUUCAGCACAUAAUGAUGCUCUUAAGCUUGGCCGGGCAUUCUGCUUUCUCCCUCUGCCCGUUAGGACUGGCCUCACUGUGCAAGUUAAUGGAUACUUUGAGGUCUCGUCGAAUCGUCGUGGCAUCUGGUAUGGGGCUGACAUGGACAGAAGUGGAAAAAUCCGUUCUGUCUGGAACAGGCUUCUUUUAGAAGAUGUUGUGGCACCUGCAUUUACGCAACUUCUUCUUGGUGUACGGGGACUGCUAGAUUCCAGGGACUUGUACUAUUCCUUAUGGCCAAGUGGUUCUUUUGAAGAGCCGUGGAGUAUUCUUGUCAAGCAUAUAUACAGAAACAUUUCUAGUGCUCCUGUGUUGCAUUCAGAUCUUGAAGGUGGAAAAUGGGUGUCGCCAGUUGAAGCUUUUCUACAUGAUGAGGAAGUUACCAAGAGUAAGGAACUUGGUGAGGCUCUGAUUGUGCUAGGAAUGCCUAUUGUGUGUUUGCCCAACGUUUUAUUUAACAUGCUCUUGAAAUAUGCUUCCAGUUUUCAGCAGAAGGUGGUGACUCCUGAUACAGUACGAUGUUUUCUCAGAGAGUGUAGAUCUGUUUCUACCCUGGGCAAAUAUUUCAAGCUUGUAUUGUUGGAAUAUUGUCUUGAAGAUUUGCUUGAUGAUGAUGUUGGAACACAUGCAUAUAACCUGCCUUUGCUUCCAUUGGCAAAUGGUGAAUUUGGAUCGUUGUCAGAUGCCUCUAAAGGAAUUUCAUACUUUAUUUGCAAUGACUUAGAAUUCAUGCUGCUUAAACAAAUAUAUGAUAGAAUAAUUGAUAAGAAUAUUCCUAUUGACAUACUAAGUAGACUCUCUGCUAUUGCAAAGUCCUCAAAGGCAAAUCUUGUCAUUUUCAAUGUUCAGUAUUUUCUUCAAUUUUAUCCAAGAUUUGUACCCGCUGAUUGGAAAUAUAAAAGCAAAGUGUUAUGGGAUCCAGAGUCUUGCCAUAAUCACCCUACUUCAACAUGGUUUGUGUUAUUUUGGAAAUAUCUUCGGAAUCAGUGCGAGAAACUGUCAUUGCUUAGUGAUUGGCCCAUUUUGCCAUCUACUUCCUGCCAUCUGUACAGAGCCUCGAGACAAUCGAAAUUGAUCAAUGCAGAAAAGCUUUCUGACAAGAUGAAAGAAAUACUUGUUAAAAUUGGUUGCAAGAUUCUGAGCCCCAAUUAUGGAGUUGAACACUCAGAUUUAUCUCAUUAUGUAAGUGAUGGUAAUGCUUCAGGGAUUCUGGAAUCUAUAUAUGAUGUUGUCUCUUUAAAUUAUGGCACCAUAGUAACAUGUUUUCAUAAUUUGGAAGCAAAAGAGAGGGACGAACUUCGUGCAUUUCUUCUUGAUCCAAAGUGGUAUUUUGGAGACUGUUUGAAUGAGUCUGACAUAAGAAAUUGCACGAGGCUGCCUAUUUAUAAAGUGUAUGGUGAUGGAUCUACUCAAAGUUUCCAAUUCUCCGAUCUUGAAAAUCCGCGCAAGUACUUACCACCCGUAGACAUCCCUGAGUGCUUUCUUGGAGCUGAGUUCCUUAGCUCCUCAGAUGUUGAGGUGGAAGUUUUGUUAAGAUAUUAUGGAAUUGAGAGAAUGGGGAAAGCACGCUUCUAUAAGCAGCAGGUGUUGAAUAGAGUUGGGGAACUGCAACCUGAAGUUCGUGACAGCAUUGUUCUUUCUAUUCUGCAAAACCUGCCACAGUUGUGUGUUGAGGACUUAUCUUUCAGGGAUUAUUUGAAAAAUUUGGAAUUUAUUCCGACCUUUGGUGGUGCUCUUAGGUCUCCUACUGCAUUAUAUGAUCCACGUAAUGAAGAAUUAUAUGCACUAUUAGAGGAUUCUGAUAGUUUUCCCUGUGGUCCUUUUCAAGAACCUGGUAUUUUGGACAUGCUACACGGUUUAGGCCUUAAAACAUCUGUGACCCCUGAGACAGUCAUACAAAGUGCUCGACAGGUUGAACGGCUAAUGCAUGAGGAUCAGCAAAAGUCGCAAUUAAAAGGCAAGGUGCUUCUGUCCUACUUAGAAGUUAAUGCAAUGAGAUGGAUACCCAAUGCUUUAAAUGAUGAUCAAGGAACAAUGAACAGAAUGUUGUCACGAGCUGCAACCGCAUUCAGACCUCGUAACUUGAAAUCUGAACUUGAAAAGUUCUGGAAUGAUCUUCGGCUGAUCAGCUGGUGCCCAGUGGUAGUUUCUGCUCCAUUUCAGACUUUACCAUGGCCUGUCGUGUCAUCCAUGGUUGCUCCACCAAAGCUUGUAAGACUGCAAGCAGAUCUGUGGCUUGUUUCAGCUAGCAUGCGAAUACUUGAUGGAGAGUGCUCAUCGACAGCACUAUCGACUAGUCUUGGGUGGUCUUCUCCACCUGGUGGAAGUGUCAUUGCAGCCCAACUACUUGAGCUUGGUAAAAAUAAUGAGAUUGUGAAUGACCAGGUUCUUCGACAGGAAUUAGCCUUGGCAAUGCCAAGGAUAUAUUCAAUACUGACAGGGUUGAUUGGUUCAGAUGAGAUGGACAUUGUAAAGGCUGUUCUUGAAGGUAGUCGAUGGAUCUGGGUGGGUGAUGGAUUUGCAACUGCGGAUGAGGUUGUCCUUGAUGGUCCUAUUCAUUUGGCUCCUUAUAUACGUGUCAUACCUGUCGAUUUGGCUGUUUUCAAGGAACUAUUUUUAGAGCUUGGUAUUCGAGAAUUCUUGAACUCUACAGAUUAUGCUAAUAUCUUAUGUAGAAUGGCUUUGAAGAAAGGAUCCUCCCCUCUCGAUGCACAGGAAAUGAGAGCAGCCUUAUUGAUUGUGCAGCAUCUGGCUGAAGUUCAGAUACAUGACCAGAAAGUUAAGAUUUAUUUACCAGAUGUGUCAGGCAGAUUAUAUCCUGCCACCGACUUAGUUUAUAACGAUGCUCCUUGGUUGCUUGGCUCAGAGGAUCAUGAUAGCCCCUUUGGUGGUCCAUCUAAUGUGGCACUGAAUGCAAGGAGAACGGUUCAGAAAUUUGUGCAUGGGAACAUAUCUAUUGAUGUUGCAGAGAAGCUUGGCGUCUGCUCUCUGCGCAGGACCUUGCUAGCUGAGAGUGCUGAUUCAAUGAAUUUGAGUUUAUCUGGGGCUGCUGAAGCUUUUGGACAGCAUGAAGCCUUGACAACUAGACUUAAACACAUUCUUGAAAUGUAUGCUGAUGGACCUGGGAUUCUAUUUGAGCUGGUUCAAAAUGCAGAGGAUGCAGGAGCUUCUGAGGUGAGCUUUCUCCUGGACAAAACUCAAUAUGGGACUUCUUCUGUUCUUUCACCUGAAAUGGCAGAUUGGCAAGGCCCUGCGUUGUACUGUUUUAAUGACUCUGUCUUCAGUCCCCAAGAUCUUUAUGCAAUCUCACGCAUUGGCCAAGAAAGUAAACUAGAGAAGCCUUUUGCAAUUGGGAGAUUUGGACUGGGUUUUAAUUGUGUCUAUCAUUUCACAGACAUUCCCACAUUUGUUUCUGGUGAAAACAUUGUUAUGUUUGAUCCUCAUGCCUGUAAUUUGCCUGGGAUCUCUCCAUCUCAUCCUGGCCUACGGAUUAAAUUUGCGGGAAGAAAGAUUAUGGAACAAUUUCCUGAUCAAUUUUCUCCUUUCUUACACUUUGGCUGUGACUUGCAGCAGCCGUUUCCUGGAACCCUUUUCCGGUUUCCACUUAGGAGUGCCAGUGCUGCUUCCAGAAGCCAAAUAAAGAAAGAAGGAUAUGCACCUGAUGAUGUCCUAUCCCUUUUUGCAUCAUUUUCCAAAGUUGUUUCUGAAACUUUGCUUUUUCUGCGUAAUGUGAAAGUUAUCUCUGUUUUUGUGAAGGAAGGAAGUGGACAUGAAAUGCAACUUUUACAUCGUGUCCAUAAGCGUUGCAAUGGUGAGCCCAAAAUAGAGCCCAAUGCGUUGCAGGAUGUGUUUAGCUUGUUUGAUGGAAGUCGGCAGAGAGGACUGGAUAAAGAACAGUUCCUAAAGAAAUUGAGAAAAUCAACGGACAGAGAUUUGCCAUAUAAAUGUCAGAAGAUUGGAAUUACAGAAGAAAGCUCAGCUGGUAAUGUAUCACACUGCUGGAUAACCUCUGAGUGUCUAGGUGGUGCACAAACUAAGAACAAAUCUGCAGUUUUGAAUGACAAGUCUCAUACUUAUAUACCCUGGGCAUGCGUUGCUGCAUAUUUACACUCUGUCCAGGUUGGAUUGGGCGUGAGUGAUAUCCCGGAGAUGAACGAUCCCUGUGCUGUUGCAUCAGAUGUAUUUCAAGUCUCUACAGGUUCUUUGCAGGAUAGGAAAGAUUUUGAAGGCCAUGCUUUCUGUUUCCUGCCACUUCCAAUUAGUACUGGCCUUCCAGCUCAUGUUAAUGCAUAUUUCGAGUUAUCAUCAAAUAGGAGAGACAUCUGGUUUGGGAACGACAUGGCUGGUGGUGGGAAAAAACGUUCAGAUUGGAAUAUGUACCUGCUUGAAGGUGUUGUUGCCCCUGCUUAUGGUCACAUGCUAGAGAAAAUAGCACUGGAGAUUGGCCCUUGUGAUUUAUUCUUUUCACUUUGGCCUAAAACAAGAGGAUUAGAACCUUGGGCUUUAGUGGUGCGGGAGCUCUACGCUUUUAUUGUUGACUGUAGUCUUCGUGUAUUGCAUACAAAAGCUCGAGAUGGCCAGUGGAUCUCAGCAAAACAGGCUAUAUUUCCUGAUUUUAAUUUUGAUAAGGUAGAUGAGCUAAUUGAAGCAUUAUCAGAUGCUGGUCUACCUCUGGUCACUGUUUCUAAGCCAAUUGUUGAGAGAUUUAUUGAGGUGUGCCCCUCAUUGCAUUUUUUGAAUCCACAGUUGUUAAGAACUUUAUUAAUUCGAAGGAAACGCGAAUUCAAGGAUAGAAACACAAUGAUAUUGACCCUUGAAUAUUGCUUACUUGAUUUGAAGAUACCUGUCGAAUCUGCAAGUUUGUAUGGUUUGCCGUUAUUACCCCUUGCUGAUGGUUCAUUUACAGCAUUUGACAAGAAUGGGAUUGGGGAAAGAAUAUAUAUUGCACGAGGUGAUGAGUAUGAUCUUCUCAAGGAUUUGGUUCCAAAUCAACUUGUAGAUUGCGGAAUCCCAGAAGGAGUUUAUGAGAAGCUAUGUUACAUAGCCCAAAGUGAGGCCUCAAAUAUUUCUUUUCUGUCAUGCCAUUUACUGGAGAAGCUCCUUUUGAAAUUACUUCCAGCAGAGUGGCAUCAUGCAAAACAGGUGACAUGGGCUCCUGGUCAGCAGGGUCAACCAAGUUUAGAGUGGAUUAGACUUCUCUGGAGCUAUUUGAGGUCUUCUUGUGAUGACUUGUCGCUUUUUUCUAAGUGGCCAAUUUUGCCUGUUGGGAAUCAUUGCCUCUUGCAACUAGUUGAAAAUUCAAAUGUAAUCAAGGAUGAUGGGUGGAGUGAGAACAUGUCAUCUUUGUUGCUGAAAAUAGGAUGUGUAUUCCUGAGGCAAGACCUCCCAAUAGAUCAUCCACAGUUGAAAUUUUUUGUGCAGUUGCCAACAGCAAUUGGCUUAUUAAAUGCGCUUCUGGCAGUUGCAGAUAGGCCAGAGAACAUUGAGGGGCUUUUCGACAAUGCAUCAGAAGGAGAGAUGCAUGAACUUCGGAGUUUCAUUCUUCAGUCCAAAUGGUUUGUUGAAGAGGAAAUGGAAUAUAAACACAUUGACAUCAUAAAACACCUUCCUAUGUUUGAGUCACAUAAAAGUAGAAAACUAGUAAGUUUGAGUAAUCCUAUGAAAUUGCUUAAACCUAGUGAUAUUCUGGAAAAUUUUUUGAGUGAUGACUUUGUGCGCACAGAAUCAGAGAAGGAAAAAAUUAUUCUGAGAAGAUAUUUAGAGAUUAGAGAACCCUCCAGGAUGGAAUUCUACAAAGAUCAUGUUCUUAACCACAUGUCAGAAUUCCUUUCAGAGCAGGGAUCUCUUUCAGCUAUUCUCCAUGGCGUACAGCUUUUGGUUCAAGAGGAUACUUCUUUGAAGUCUGCACUCUCUGAAAUACCGUUUGUUUUGACAGCCGACGGGUCUUGGCAGCAACCUUCCAGGCUUUAUGAUCCUCGAGUACCUGCACUAAGAACGGUGCUGCAUAGAGAAGUUUUUUUCCCUUCUGAGAAAUUCUCAGAUACAGAAACUUUGGAUAUUUUAGUCACGCUUGGACUCAGAAGAACUCUGGGCUAUUCUGGUUUACUUGAUUGUGCUAGAUCAGUUUCUUUGUUACAUGAUUCUAGGGAACCGGAGACACUAAGUUAUGCGACGAAGCUACUUGUUUGUUUAGAUGCUCUUUCAUUUAAGCUCUCGACCGAGGAAGAAGGAAAUCUUGAUGAGUUGAAGAAUUCAAUUUUCCACAACGACAAUGAAACUGAGGCUGGCGAUGGUAUGCAUGAUGAGUCUCCUAAGAGAAUUGGGAACCAAAUAUUAGAUGAUCUGGACAUAAAUUUUUUCGUAGGUAACUUGAUUGAUGAUCAGCCAGAUGAGGACUUUUGGUCUGAAAUGAGGGCUAUUGCUUGGUGUCCUGUAUAUGCUGACCCACCUCUAAAAGGAAUCCCAUGGUUGAAGUCUAGUAAUCAGGUGUCCCGGCCAAGCAAUGUGAGACCUAAAUCCCAGAUGUUUGUGGUAUCCUGCUCAAUGCAUAUACUAGAUGGUGAAUGCUGUUCGUUGUACCUACAAAAGAAACUUGGUUGGAUGGAUCGUCCAAACAUAAAUGUUUUAUCUGCACAGUUGAUUGAGCUAUCCAAGUUAUAUAGCCAGCUCAAAUCACAUUCAUCUGAUGUACCUGUUGUUGAUGCUGCACUUUCUAAGGGAAUUCCAGCACUCUAUUCUAAGAUGCAAGAGUAUUUUGGCACUGAUGAAUUUGUGCAACUAAAAUCAGCACUAGAUGGUGUUUCCUGGGUUUGGAUUGGGGAUAACUUUGUUGUUCCAAAUGCUCUUGCAUUUGACUCACCUGUGAAAUUUACUCCAUAUUUGUAUGUUGUUCCAUCUGAAUUAUCGGAAUUCAGAGAUUUGCUCUUGAAUUUAGGCGUCAGAAUUAGUUUUGAUAUUUGGGACUAUAUGCAUGUCUUGCAACGAUUGCAAAAUGACGUGAAAGGAUUCCCAUUGUCAACAGAUCAGUUAAAUUUUGUCCAUCGUAUCCUUGAUGCUGUAGCAGACUGUUGCUCAGAGAAGCCACUUUUUGAAGCUUCUAACACUCCAAUCUUAAUUCCAGACGCGUCUGCAGUUCUUAUGCAUGCUGGGAAUCUUGUGUAUAAUGAUGCACCAUGGAUGGAUAAUAGUACUCCCGUUGGGAAACAUUUUAUACAUCCAACUAUCAGCAAUGAUCUGGCCAGUAGGUUGGGGGUACAAUCACUUCGCUGCCUCUCUUUAGUUGACAAUGACAUGACUAAAGAUCUUCCAUGCAUGGACUAUGCUAGAAUAAAAGAGCUUUUGACAUCUUAUGGGGACAAUGACCUUUUAUUGUUUGACCUACUUGAGUUGGCAGAUUGCUGCAAAGCCAAUAAGCUUCACCUAAUUUUUGACAAGAGGGAACAUCCUCGCCAGUCUUUGUUGCAGCACAAUAUGGGUGAGCUUCAAGGGCCUGCCCUAUUAGCCAUUUUGGAAGGGGUCAGCUUGAGUAGAGAGGAAAUAAGUAGCCUCCAAUUUCUACCUCCAUGGAGACUAAGGGGCAAUACACUUAACUAUGGUUUGGCUUUGCUUAGCUGUUAUUUUGUCUGUGAUCUACUCUCAGUUGUUUCUGGUGGCUACUUAUACAUGUUUGAUCCCCUCGGUUUGGUGCUUGCUGCACCGUCAACUUGUGCUCCUGCGGCAAAAAUGUUUUCUUUAAUAGGUACUAAUUUGACUGACCGGUUCCGUGAUCAAUUUGAUCCCAUGCUGAUUGGUCCCAGUAUAUCGUGGCCAUCAUUGGAUUCUACUAUUAUUCGCAUGCCUUUAUCAUCUGAAUGUUUGAAUAAUGAACUAGAACUUGGACUAAGGAGAAUAAAGCAGAUUAGUGAAAGAUUUUUGGAGCACUCUUCUAGAUCACUUAUAUUCUUAAAGUCGGUGAUGCAGGUGUCAAUCUCGACAUGGGAGGAAGGAAACUCGCAGCCACACCAGGACUAUUCAGUUAGCAUUGAUUCGUCAUCUGCUAUUAUGAGAAAUCCAUUUUCAGAGAAGAAAUGGAGGAAAUUUCAAAUAUCUCGAUUGUUUAAUAGCUCCAAUGCUGCAACAAAAUUGCAUGUAAUAGAUGUAAAUUUGAACCAUGGGGCAGCAAGAGUUGUUGACCGAUGGCUCGUUGCACUCAGCCUAGGCUCUGGACAAACAAGAAAUAUGGCUCUUGAUAGGCGAUAUCUGGCAUACAACUUAACACCUGUUGCUGGUGUUGCAGCACAUAUAUCCCGUGAUGGCCAUCCUGCUGAUGUUUGUCUAGCAAGUUCUAUCAUGUCCCCCCUUCCUCUGUCCGGUGGUAUAAAUAUACCUGUUACUGUUCUUGGAUGUUUCCUGGUUUGUCACAAUGGAGGUCGCUCCCUCUUUAAUUACCAAGACAAAGAAGCUUCGGAAGAGGCACAGGCUGAUGCUGGAAAUCGGUUAAUGGAAGCUUGGAACAGGGAGCUUAUGUCAUGUGUCCGUGAUUCCUACAUUGAAUUGAUAUUGGAAAUCCAGAGGUUAAGAAGAGAUGCUUCGAGUUCUGCAAUUGAAUCAAGUGCAGGUCGUGCAAUCAGCCUGUCUUUGAAGGCUUAUGGAGAUAAAAUUUAUUCCUUUUGGCCAAGGUCUAAUGGGCGUAAUAUGGUCACACAACAAGGAAACGACUGUAGUUUAGUUCCAAUGGAAGUGCUGAAAUCAGAUUGGGAAUGCAUAAUUGAACAUGUGAUAAGGCCUUUCUAUGCUCGUGUUGUUGACCUUCCUGUGUGGCAGCUUUACUCUGGAAACCUAGCCAAGGCUGAAGAGGGUAUGUUUCUUUCACAACCAGGGAAUGGGGUGGGUGGUAAGUUGCUUCCAGCAACAGUUUGCAGCUUCGUAAAGGAGCACUACCCAGUGUUUUCAGUACCUUGGGAGUUGGUAACUGAAAUCCAAGCCCUAGGGAUUGCAGUUCGGGAAGUAAAACCUAAAAUGGUUCGGAAUCUUUUAAGACUUUCUUCAACAUCUUUUGUUCUCCGAUCAGUUGAUAUGUAUGCAGAUGUUCUUGAGUAUUGUUUGUCUGAUGUUGAGAUUAGAGAAUCAUCUAAUUCCAUUGGAAAUUCUCUGACAGUUGACCACAAUAACACAAACUAUAUCCAUAGGGAAAGUCAAGUUGUUGGUAGCAGUCCUGGUUCUGUUUCAGUCCCUAAUACUCAUAAUUUUCCUGCAUUGUCUACUCAGAACGCUAGCAGUUCAGGAGAUGCAAUUGAAAUGGUGACAAGUUUGGGGAAGGCUUUAUUUGAUUUUGGCCGAGGAGUUGUUGAGGAUAUUGGUAGGGCUGGGGGGCCCUUGGUUCAGAGGAACAUGGUUGCUGGUAGCAGCAACAGCAUGUAUGGAAAUGUAGACCAGGAUCUUCUAUCAAUAGCAGCUGAGCUCAAGGGUUUACCAUGCCCAACUGCCGGAAACCAUUUAACUAAGUUGGGUACUACUGAACUUUGGGUUGGGAAUAAGGAGCAACUGUCAUUGAUGGUUUCUUUGGCUGAAAAGUUUGUCCACCCUAAAGUAUUGGAUAGAUCAAUCUUGGCUGAUAUUUUUUCAAAUGGAGGUCCUUCCCCCGAAUGGAUAAGACUCUUCUGGAAAAAUUUCAAUGGCUGUUCAGAAGACCUCUUGCUCUUUUCUGAUUGGCCCCUCAUUCCUGCUUUUCUUGGUCGGCCAAUCUUAUGUCGUGUUAGGGAGCGUAAUUUGGUUUUCAUUCCACCACUGGUUAUUGAUCCAACUUCAGAAGAAAGUUCCUUGGAAAUUGGAGCAACUGGAAGCAAUGAUGCGCCUGAAUCUGAAUCAAUUCAUGGUUAUGCAUCGGCUUUUGAAGUAGCUAAAAACAAACACCCUUGGUUGUUAUCACUGUUGAAUCACUGCAGCAUACCUAUAUUUGAUAUAGCUUUUCUGGACUGUGCUGCUCCAUGCAACUGUUUCCCUGCUCCUGGCCAAUCAUUAGGUCAAAUUAUUGCUUCCAAGUUGGUUGCAGCUAGAAAUGCUGGCUAUUUCCCUGAACUUACUUCCCUUUCAGCUUCAGAUUGCGAUGCACUUUUUGCACUUUUUGCUAACGAUUUCUUGUCAAAUGGCUCUAAUUACAGAGUGGAAGAACUUGAAGUUUUACGUUCACUUCCUAUAUAUAAAACAGUUGUGGGUUCAUACACACGGUUGCUCAGUGAUGAUCAGUGUAUUAUCUCUUCAAGUUCAUUCCUUACGCCCUAUGAUGAACGCUGCCUGUCCUACUCCAGUGGUUCAGUUGAAUUUUCAUUACUUCGAGCACUCGGAGUCUCUGAAUUGCAUGAUCAGCAGAUUUUAAUCAGGUUUGGAUUGCCUGGGUUUGAAGGUAAACCUGAAUCUGAAAAGGAGGAUAUACUAAUAUAUCUUUACACAAACUGGCAAGAACUCCGAAUGGAUUCUUCUGUAAUCGAAGCUUUAAAAGAGGCUAAAUUUGUAAGGAAUGCCGAUGAAUUUUGCACAUAUCUGUCUAAGCCCAAAGAUUUAUUUGAUCCUGGUGAUGCUUUAUUAACAUCUAUUUUCUCUGGUGAGAGGAAAAAAUUUCCAGGAGAAAGGUUUACUACAGAUGGGUGGCUUCACAUUUUAAGAAAAGCUGGUCUCCGGACUGCAACAGAGUCUGAUGUAAUACUUGAAUGUGCCAAAAGAGUAGAGUUUCUUGGAACUGAAUGCAUGAGGUCCAGAGAUUUGGAUGAUUUUGAGGAUUUAAGCAACACUCAGAGUGAAGUUUCAAUGGAAGUAUGGACAUUAGCUGGAUCUGUUGUUGAAGCAAUUUUCUCGAACUUUGCUGUCCUCUAUGGCAACAACUUCUGUGAUCUCCUUGGCAAGAUUAAAUGCAUACCUGCUGAAUUUGGCCUUCCAAAUGUCGUUGGAAAAAAAGGUGGCAAGAGAGUACUCGCUUCAUAUAAUGAAGCUAUUCUGUUGAAGGAUUGGCCUCUGGCUUGGAGUUAUGCGCCCAUUAUUUCAAGACAAAGUGCUGUUCCUCCUGAGUACUCUUGGGGAUCACUCCAGCUCAGAAGCCCUCCAGCUUUUCCUACAGUACUAAAACACUUGCAGAUUAUUGGAAGAAAUGGUGGUGAAGACACACUUGCUCAUUGGCCAACUGCAUCAGGCAUGAUGACUAUUGAUGAAGCUUCCUGUGAGGUGUUAAAGUACUUGGAUAAGAUAUGGAAUUCCCUCUCUUCUUCAGAUAUAAUGGAGUUGCAGAGAGUUCCAUUUAUACCUGCUGCAAAUGGAACACGCUUGGUGACAGCAAACUUGCUUUUUGCCCGUCUAACAAUUAACUUAUCCCCAUUUGCAUUUGAACUUCCUACUUUGUAUCUUCCUUUUCUGAAGAUUCUCAAAGAUUUGGGACUUCAGGACAUAUUUUCAAUUGCCUCUGCGAGGGAUCUUCUUUUGAAUCUCCAGAGAACUUGUGGAUAUCAGCAUCUAAAUCCAAAUGAACUCCGGGCUGUCCUGGAAAUUUUGUACUUUAUCUGUGAUGGGACUAUUGGGGAAGACAUGUCCAAUGGGCCCAGUUGGACAUCAGAAGCAAUAGUUCCUGAUGAUAGCUGCAGACUUGUUCAUGCAAAAUCCUGUGUGUAUAUUGAUUCCCAUGGAUCACGGUUUGUAAAAUGCAUUGACCCUUCAAGGUUCAGAUUUAUUCACCCAGAUCUUCCAGAGAGAUUAUGUUUUGUCCUGGGCAUCAAAAAGCUGUCUGAUGUAGUCAUUGAGGAGUUAGAUCAUCAGGAGCAUUUGCAGACUUUGGAUUAUAUUGGUUCGGUUCCAUUAGUAGCCAUCAGAGAGAAAUUGUUGAGCAAGUCACUUCAGGGUGCUGUAUGGACCGUUGUAAAUAGCAUGUCUAGUUACAUUCCUGCAAUUAAGAAUUUAUCUCUGGGAAACAUACAAAAUUUAUUAGAAGCUGUUGCAGAAAAGUUGCAGUUUGUUAAGUGCCUUCAUACUCGUUUCUUGCUUCUCCCAAAGUCAGUAGACAUUACACAAGCGGCUAAGGAUUCAAUCAUUCCAGAGUGGGUUGAUGGAUCCAUGCAUCGGACACUUUACUUCAUUAACCGGUCUAACACCAGCAUUUUAGUUUCCGAACCACCACCCUAUAUUUCAGUUUUUGAUGUUAUUGCAAUUGUUGUGAGCCUGGUUUUAGGGUCCCCUACUCCGUUACCUAUUGGAUCUUUAUUUGUCUGUCCUGGAGGCUCUGAAACUGCAAUUGUUGAUAUUUUGAAGCUUUGUUCUGACAAACAAGAAAUGGAAGCCACUAGUGGAAGCAAUGGUUUGAUAGGCAAAGAACUGUUGCCUCAAGAUGUUCAUCAAGUACAAUUUCAUCCAUUGAGGCCGUUUUAUGCUGGAGAGAUAGUGGCAUGGCGCUCUCAAAAUGGAGAAAAGCUCAAAUAUGGUAGAGUUCCAGAUGAUGUCAGACCAUCAGCUGGCCAAGCACUGUACAGAUUCAAGGUGGAAACCUCAACAGGGGGGAUGCAGCCUCUUCUUUCUUCACAUGUUUUCUCAUUCAGAAGUAUAGCAAUGGGCAGUGAGACUUCACCAAUGCCAAUGGAUGAUAGUCAGACAGUAGUUCGUAACAGAACUCCCAUCGAAAUGCCAGAAACUUCUGGAAGCGGCAAAGCAAGAUCUUCUCAGCUGCAAGCUGGCAAAGAGCUCCAGUAUGGCCGAGUAUCAGCUGGAGAACUGGUGCAAGCAGUACAAGAGAUGCUUUCUGCAGCUGGGAUUUAUAUGGAUGUGGAGAAGCAGUCCCUGCUGCAGAAAACACUAACGCUGCAAGAACAGUUAAAGGAGUCCCAGACAUCACUUUUGCUUGAACAGGAAAAAGCUGAUGUGGCAGCAAAAGAAGCUGAUACUGCAAAAGCAGCAUGGCUUUGUCGGGUCUGCUUGACUGCUGAAGUUGACAUAACUAUAGUUCCUUGUGGUCAUGUACUUUGUCGGCGGUGCUCUUCUGCGGUUUCCAGGUGUCCAUUUUGUCGGCUCCAGGUCUCAAAAACUAUGAGAAUUUUUCGGCCAUGA
Molecule: messenger RNA, 14160 nt
Organism: Prunus armeniaca (apricot)
Lineage: Eukaryota; Viridiplantae; Streptophyta; Magnoliopsida; Rosales; Rosaceae
Source: the annotation of a GenBank genome assembly